This is a messenger RNA of Sphaerulina musiva SO2202, 1491 nucleotides long. RefSeq names its product mitochondrial carrier. The record is from RefSeq and is a predicted model, not a curated record. Gene Ontology annotation, molecular function: magnesium ion transmembrane transporter activity. The coding region runs from base 8 to 1306 and encodes 432 amino acids. NCBI's taxonomy places the organism in Eukaryota, Fungi, Ascomycota, Dothideomycetes, Mycosphaerellales, Mycosphaerellaceae. The transcript has a single exon. Gene Ontology annotation, biological process: magnesium ion export from mitochondrion.
CGAGCUCAUGAUCCUAGCCCGUGUGGCUUCCUACUUCAAUGCGACAGAGAAGCCCGUUGAUGCGCCUCUGAACUACAUUGACCAUGGCGAGGACGCUGCAAGACGGUCGACAGAAAUGCCAUCCCAGAAUACCCGAGACCUCCAGCCCGCUGUGUCCCUGCCAAAGGCUCUAGAGGUUGACCAGGAGGAUGACCGUCCUCCGUUCACUCAUGCCAUGUUGGCUGGUGGUUUGGGCGGGUGCUUGGGAGACAUGUUGAUGCACAGUCUGGAUACAGUGAAGACACGGCAACAGGGUGAUCCACACAUGCCGCCCAAAUAUACCAGCAUGGGGAACACGUAUUGGACGAUCUUGAGGCAGGAAGGCAUCGGACGUGGCUUGUAUGGAGGCGUCACGCCUGCUUUCGUCGGCUCGUUCGUGGGCACCGUCAUCUUCUUUGGAUGCUACGAGAGCAGUAAGAGGGCCAUGAUUGACUACGGCGUGACGCCAAGCGUGGCCUACUUUGCGAGUGGAUGGUGUGCCGACUUGGCUGCUAGCCCACUGUAUGUGCCCACGGAAGUGCUAAAGACAAGACUCCAGCUACAGGGCAAAUAUAACAACCCGUACUUCACGUCGGGCUAUAACUAUCGGAGCACCAUGCAUGCAUUCAGGACCAUAUACCGCAUGGAAGGAUGGCGAGAGCUGUUCUCAGGCUACAAAGCGACCCUUCUCCGAGAUCUGCCCUUUUCGGCACUACAAUUCACAUUUUACGAGCAAGAGCAAAGAAUGGCAAAGGAAUGGGUGGGACCUGGCAAGGAGAUUGGGCUGCCUUUGGAGAUUCUCACGGGGGCGAGCGCGGGUGGCAUGGCCGGUGUGUUGACGUGCCCCAUGGAUGUGGUGAAGACGAGAAUACAGACAGAGUUGGACCCUGAAGUGGUCGCCAAGGCGAGAGGAAAGUCACCAACAUCAAGCAAAACCGAGGGCACACCUGCCAGGACAACGACGCCCCCGACGCACAGAAAACACAGGUCGACGCCAGCUUCGCCUUCGCCGACCCAGCGCAGACCAAUAUCGACCUCCGGCCCGGGCACAGCGCUUAAGCACCACGGACUAGUGCCGCUUGACACAGAGUCGGUGUACAAGGCAUUGAAAAUCAUCUAUCGCACGGAAGGUUUUGCAGGCUGGUUUCGUGGCGUGGGGCCUCGAGGCGUCUGGACGAGUAUACAAAGUGGGACCAUGCUUGUGGUCUACCAAAAGCUCCUGAGAUGGUUCGAUGCCAAUCCACUGGUCAAAGUCGACCCAGAAGAUGGAUUGCGGGGAAUCAGUUGAGCGGCAAAUACCAGAGGCAACAAUGUACAAUCAAUCAAUCAAUCAAUCAGAUGCAUAGCACGGCGCCUGGGACAGACAGCUCUUGGUAUAGAGCCUCUUGCAAUCGCUUACCUUAUGUACAGCUUUAUUCUCUACUACUACAGCACCUCCAUACAUCACUUCUCGAGGCAAUUACAUAUAUGAGC